Molecule: messenger RNA, 4373 nt
Organism: Pantherophis guttatus
Lineage: Eukaryota; Metazoa; Chordata; Lepidosauria; Squamata; Colubridae
Source: RefSeq, a predicted model, not a curated record
GCGAGAAGCGGCCGCCCGCUGCCACCGAGGGCGUGGUGCGCGGAGCCGGGCUGCCUCCCGGAGGCCGCGCCUGCCAUUGGCUUUCUCCUACAGCGGGAGGCUGGGCUAGGCAAGCCGGGAGGGGUGGGGGGCAGGGAAAGUUGCUGCCUGCGCCAUGCAGUUCCCACUCGGCCCGGGAGUUUGCGCGGGACUGGCGGAGCUGAAGCCCAGGCGCGAAACAGGGUGGCAAGACGUGAAAGAGAACUGCUCCAUUCCUAGGGCUGUUCCUACUUUUCCAAGUCCGCUGUGGCGUCUCAGCCUGGUUGCACGCGCGGAGACACUCGCACCUUCUCUCCAGGCUUCCUUUCUUUGCCUUUCUGCUUGACCCAAGAAGAUUGCUUUCAGAGGACUGGAACCAAAGAUCCUUUUGAGACGGAGACAGCCCAGGGAGCACCGCAGGAGAACAGUCCCUGACAAGAGGUGGUGAUGCUGGGGUGCUCUCUUUGGGGCUGUGCAUCCCCUGCGCUAAGUGGGGAGAGGCGAGGAGCUGGGGGGCUGGAGCUGUUACUCCUGCUGGUCCUUUCAGGCUGGGUUUGGGCACAGCAGCCACAACCGCAAAUUCUCCCUUGCCCUGCGCUAUGUGAGUGCUUCGAGACAGACCGAACAGUGAAGUGCAUCAACGACAACUUGACGGAGGUACCAUCUGAGCUGCCGCCUUUCGUGCAGGGACUCUUCCUCACCCAUAACAGCAUCAGCAACCUCUCUUCUGCCUCCUUCCUCUCCGCCUCCCUCUCGGAGCUCACCCUCCUCGACCUGAGGGGUAACCAGCUGGGCUGGGUGGGCGCGGAGACUUUUGCUGAGCUGCCCCACCUAAAGCAGUUGGACCUCAGCGACAAUUUGCUCACUUGGCUCAGCCCCAUGGCCCUGGGCAAUACCAGCAGCCCCUUGGAAGAACUGUACCUGAGUAGUUCCCUCUACAACAACAGUUUUGUGGUCCUUGUGGCUGAGCUGCUCCAGACGGGCACACUUCUCAACUUGAAGCACUUGGACCUGUCUGAUAACAAUUUGAUUUAUCUGCCGGCCAGGAUGUUCUCCGCACUGCCCAGUCUGGAGCACCUAGACGUGCGUAAUAACUCCCUGGUGAGUUUACGUAACGUGUUUCUGGGGAGCCUCCAACAGCUGCGCACCUUCGAUCUCGGCAGCAACGGUUUCAAGACCCUGAGGAACGACACCCUCCAGCAGCUCCAGGGCCUCCCUUUGCUGUCCCUCAAUCUCAGCGACAACCCCUGGGUUUGCGACUGCCACAUUGAGGACUUGGUGAACUGGCUGAAGGAGAGCAAGCAGGUCGAGGCUAAAGGGUCCCUCGAGUGCUCCUCUCCCCAGGAGUUGCAAGGACGCUCUUUGGUGAGCAUCAAUGUGUCCAAACUCGACUGCCCCCUUGUGAUCGAUGACCAGACCCCACUGCAGACUUCAUAUGUCUUCCUUGGGAUAGUCUUGGCUCUCAUUGGUGCCAUUUUCCUCCUGGUUUUAUAUUUGAACCGAAAGGGGAUCAAAAAGUGGAUGUAUAACAUCAGGGAUGCCUGUAGAGACCACAUGGAGGGCUAUCACUACAGUGAUUGAAUGAAUUCAACCAACAAAGAAAACAUCUCUGUGGGAGUAAAGAGAAUAAGGCUUGGUUCAAGAGAGUUUGUAAUUCCAACUUCCAUAUUUCACUCUUUAUGUACUGCAAAAGCAAGGUGGAACUUAAGUCCUUGGCAUGAAGUGGACAACAACCUGCUUGACUGAAACAGGGUCCUGUCAUUCUCAUGGACUCCCUUGUGCCUGCUGUGUGAUAGAUGAAAAACCCUACGGAUGGUUGUUUUUUUGGAAAUAUCUGUAACAUGGGCACUUGUGCAUUUUCCCCUCUUCACGUCUUAAAGUUGCACUGUAACUGCAAUUACAUACAGGGGAAAAAAUGGAAGUAAUUUUGCUUUAGGGAGAGUUUUAAAAAUGGGCUUUAUUUGGCUGACUGUGAAGAGAGUUCGAGAAAGAUUUUGAUUCUCUUUCAAUUCUCUUAACAUGGGGGAAGCAACCUGAUAUUCUCAAGAUAUAUUUGACAAUUCCUACAUUCCAGAGUGGAUGGGAGUUGAAGUUGAAAACAUCUAGAAAACACCAAGUUGCCUAUGGUUACUCUUAACAUUGGCAACUGUGAUGUGUGCAGUCUUCAAGCAAGCAGGCAACAUAGACUCAGGGAUAGAAGUAUUUGAGAAGCACCAUGGUUAUAUAUGUGUUCUGCCCGUUGGGUUUCAAGAAAGAUCUUUCAAACUUUGGGCAGUAUUGAUUUCCACAGCAUGAUUGUUCUUUUCAGUUAAAUAGCAGCUAAAAUCUAUCAGGGAAAAUGUUUGGUAAUCUUUGACAUCCUUCCCCCUUUCUAUCUCAGCACCUAUUAUCAUAGUGGCCCUUAUUAUUAUCCAUUAUGUAAAGUGACUCACAAAAAUACCAGUAGCCUGCCAUGAAAAGCUGCUCAUUCAAUUACUGACUUGCCUAUAUUCCUGCUUGCUAAAAUAAGCCUUCAUUUAUUUGAGUUUGGAUGCCUUUUUUUCCCCUUGAAUUACAAAUUUGAACUACAGGGAUCAAACUCAUGAAAGCAUAAGAAAUAUCUUUAGCUGGUUUCUGCAGAGUGUUAAGAAACAGAGGUUUGGGGAAGGAAUGAUUUUAUAUUAAGUAUUUGGGAAUUUACAGUAUUCAGACAAUCUGUUGGAAGGUUCUUAAAAAGGAGUUAUUCCGCUGAAAAAUUGCAUUUACCUAUAGGUUCAUGACUGCACUGGAUUGCUGGAUAGGAUUAAAAAACACUCAGAUCUAAAUCCUCAAUCGUCUAGUGAAAGAUUACUGGGAAGAAAGUAGCAGUAUUUAAGUAUUACCAGCUGCUCUUUAUUUUAUAUUGAAAAACACAUUAGGGAACAAGGGCUAUUAUUCUGUCCUAACCCAACAGAAUAUUUAAAUACAUCAAAUGUAGAAUAUCCUGAAUUCUGAGCACUGUCUAUUCUGAGACACUUUUGGCUUUGUGUUUAGUGGGGCUUAUUAAUGUGAAUGCUCAAAGGUUCAAGACUACAUAUAUUAUGGGGUCCUUGGUGCUCUCUGAGCUUGGUUGUUUUCAUUCAGAUAUUUCAUUACCAACUAGGUAACAUCAUCAGUGAUAGAAGUGAAUGGGGAUUUGCUCUCCGUUUAUAUACAGGUGAUUCUCUUCUAUUGGUACUGUAAAUAUUGGUCCAUAUAAUUUCUCCAUUUGAGCUGUGAUCCCCAUUUUGCACUGUCUAUCCAAGCCCCCACUAGAAUUUUUAUAGGGAACAUUUGCAAAAUAAACAAGGGACUCGCAAAAUGUAGGACUGUCAAUAUUUCAAAGUCAGAAUUUCGUGAGACCCAAGGAACAUAUGCAAUGAAUGCCACUGCACUCCUAUCAUGCUUGGGAUUUUCCCAUAAGUCUCUGUCAGCCCUUUUAAAAGUCAGGAUGCUCUAUUAGAUACAUAGAGGGCUGGACAAAUCCUUUAAAUGGAAUGCUUUGGAACAGGGGGAGCCCAUAGGCAACAUCAAAUCAUUAAAGCAACUGCUUUCAGCUGGAGAACAUCAAGAGCAGUUUCUGAAUAAAGAUGCAGCUGCUUUAACACGUGCUUACAUGUGUUCUGAGCAACCUCUUUUGAAUAAUUUGCAGAGUUCUGUUAAAAAGGCUUUUGACUGCUCCAAAGGGUUCUUUUCACAUGCUUUAAUUUAACAUUUCAUUCCUUGAAUUCGGUAGCCAAAUUUGUAUUCUUCAGAAAUAACGUUUGAAACAAGUGUAAUCCGGGUUUAGAAUAGGUUUAUUUAACUACUGGAACAUGAUCCAUCAAGAAACUGUUGAAGUGAAUAGGAGCUGCACAAACAGGAUUAUCUUCUUGUACAGUCCUUGAAGAGGAGAAUUGGCUUGUACCCAGAAUCCCUUUUAAGCUUUGCAAUGAUGGGAAUAGAUUGCUGGCAUGAGGAACAUUUGAGGUAUCCUUUUCUUACGUUUGCACUCCCUAGAAAUGAUGCAUGAAAAUGUACAUUCCGUGUCUGAAAAAUAACAAUGUUUAUAUCUAAUGCCAAUUACAUCCUUUAAAACUGCACAGAUUUCCAUCAUAUUCAUUUCGAAUGCAUAUGGCAUGCAGGAUUCAGUCAUAAUGGAACUACAAGUUAAGACAGCCUGACAGGCACUGAACUAACUUCUAUUUAAUCUUAAAUCUCCUAUAUAGUUUGCAGGUCAUGUAUUGUUUGAAUCAGACAUGUACUGUAUUAGCAUCUAAAAUGUUUGUUGUGGUGCAUGUAUCUCUUACCUGUUGGAGACAACUUUAUGUACUGGUCUAUGAAGUAAGUUUUAGAAGUAAAAUUGACAGUUGGCUAAA